This is a messenger RNA of Mytilus californianus (California mussel), 2038 nucleotides long. Its product is annotated as transcription factor SOX-11-like. Gene Ontology annotation, molecular function: RNA polymerase II cis-regulatory region sequence-specific DNA binding; DNA-binding transcription factor activity, RNA polymerase II-specific. Bases 146 to 1180 code for a protein of 344 amino acids. Gene Ontology annotation, biological process: anatomical structure morphogenesis; cell differentiation; regulation of DNA-templated transcription. Lineage: Eukaryota; Metazoa; Mollusca; Bivalvia; Mytilida; Mytilidae. The transcript has a single exon. The record is from RefSeq and is a predicted model, not a curated record.
CAGAAUUUAAAAAGUGUUCAGCAGUAAAAUAUUGUCAUACAAAUUGUGGAAGUCCUUCGUAAGAAGGCUUACACGUUAAACUGGAUUAUUAAUAUAUUUUUUGGAUAUUUGAGUGAUAUAUUUUGUGAUAUUAUUUAUUAUCAACAUGGUGCCUCAGAACAUUACAGGAUCGUCAGUGUUUGGGUCUCAGAUGAUUGACCCUAACACACACACACCAUACUCGGAUGCUACUCAGUGCAAAAAAGCCUCAAAUCAUGUGAAAAGACCUAUGAAUGCUUUUAUGGUUUGGUCCCAGAUCGAAAGGAGAAGAAUCGCUGAAGUUUCUCCAGACAUGCACAAUGCUGAGAUUUCCAAAAGACUCGGCAAACGCUGGAAAUUGCUGAAUGAAGCUGAUCGCCAACCAUACAUCGAGGAAGCUGAAAGACUACGCUUACUUCACAUGCAAGAAUAUCCAGAUUACAAGUACCGUCCACGGAAGAAGGCAAAGCCUGUCACAAAAACUGACUCUGGUAAGAUUUCAAAAUCUACUCUUUCCAAAAGUCGUAGUGAGAGAAAUAAACAGAAAAUUGCUGCUAAGAAUUUUAUUCACAAUGAAUUUGAAAUGGACAAUAAUUCACACAGUCGUAUAAAACUCAGAUUAACAAUUGACAAAAAGUUCAAAGACAGUAUUAAAGCAAGCCGUGCCGUUCCAGUAUCGUCUUGCCAACUGACACCACCCGCGAAAGUACCGUCCAGUCCCAGCAUUUAUUCCCCACCGACGCCUGAAUCCACCAGUUUCUAUCCCGAAGAAAUCUACGACACACCAGCUGCCUCGCCUCAGGAAGAACCUUCAAAAGGACCACAAACUCAGUAUAUUGUAAAUCAAACUAACAACAACAAUGUUUCUCAGGGAGAUGGAUCAUCACUUGCUGAUUUGGACAAUCUAACGGAUGUGUUACAACUGCCUACAAAUUGGCAAAUGGAACUUGGAAAUUUAGACUUGAGCAAACUUACUGACGCUGACUUUUCAAAUUUCGGAGACAUUCAAAAUAACAAUAUCUCUAGUAGUGCAUCAUCCACGUCAAGUAACGGAUCACACUUUGAAUUCCCAGACUAUUCCACACCCGAAGUAUCGGAAAUGAUUGGUCUUGAAAGUGAAUGGUUGGACAUAGGUGUGCUAGGUUCAAUUGCUGCUCACUAAGUAUAAAAUGUGCUUUAUAACGGGACGAUGUGCAAAUUACUUUUGAAGUGAUGAAUUUGUUAAUGGGAGGAACAACUGUCGAGAGAUUUUUUUGAGGACCAGUAUAUUAAGUGUGUUUGAAUAAAAUUAUAUCAUUUUAUAUUCAUUUUUGAAAUUACGAGUUGUGAAAAUUGUAAAUAAGUGGUGUGACAUCAUAUAUAACCGCAUUAUAUAGUUUCUAUGCAUAUCAGAUUCAGGCAUUCGAAAUUUUCACAAAAUGGGAUUAUUGUAUAACGAUAGUAGCUGUUUAACCCAGGUAUAGAUCUUUUUCAUUUUAACUUGUGGUUCACUCAUUUUUCAUCCUUCAUUAUAUGAAAAAUUCAUCAACUUUAUAUUCCAUGAAAGUGCAGGGACUCAAAUUGUGUAAAUAUAUAUUUUUUUGUAAGUCAGAAGUAUUACAGCUUCCAUAUUUUUGUAAAUUUUGCAAUGAAAAAGUUAGAAAUGAGAUUCUCUGAUUUGACCUCAGUACAAGCGUUUGAACAAUUUUAUUAAUACUUUUUUCACUGUAAAACCAGUCAAGUUUCGAGGGAUGCUGAAUUUUGAAAGUUUUUUGUACAGAAUGCGAGAAGGGGUGUUUAUAGAAAGAGGUUAUUUAUUUGUGCUAUAUAAAAAGUGACUUAUUUGUUAUUAUUAUAUAAAUGUUUUCUCAAUUGUUUUACAUAUAUAUAUUUGAUACCAUUACCAACGAUUUAAGAAUAAUAUCUGGCAUUGAUGGCCAAUAUUGUACAUAAUGACAUUCGCAAAUUCUUUAUUUGUAUGUCAUUUUCCAUGUUAUGUUGUAGAAAAAAUACAACAAUUUCUAAUACACAAAUGCAUUUA